AUGUGUUUGUGUCCCUUUUUCUGUCUCUCUCCCUCACCCCCACCCCGACAUUCCAGCCUGGGGCAGGGGGAGGCCAGCAGACACAAAGCCCUCAGUGUAUAGGGUGGUAUGUGUGUCCCCCCACCCCUCCACCCAGAGGACACAAUGCCCCUUCUGCUCCCUGCACUCUGCCCCCCUCCCCACCACCUCUCAACUGCACAUGCCAGGCUGCAAUUGGCUGCUGGCUCAGGACAGCCCCCUCAUACUGGGGCCCUGGGGGAUUUUAAGCGGGUUCCAGGAACCCCCGCUCAGUUCCCUGUCCCCCACUCUCCCAACCCCGCAGACGCUCCGGGCCCUAGCCCUGCCCCAGCUAUGGCUCCUGGGGCUCCGCCUUCCAACCCCAGUUGUAUCCUGGCUGUGCUACUCUUCUCCUCUUUGGUGCUCUCCCCAGCCCAGGCCAUUGUGGUUUACACGGACAAGGAGGUCCACGGUGCUGUGGGCUCCCGGGUGACCCUGCACUGCUCCUUCUGGUCCAGUGAGUGGGUCUCAGAUGACAUCUCCUUCACCUGGCGCUACCAGCCAGAAGGAGGCCGCGAUGCCAUCUCGAUCUUCCACUAUGCCAAGGGACAACCCUACAUCGAUGAGGUGGGGACCUUCAAAGAGCGCAUUCAGUGGGUAGGGGACCCUCUCUGGAAGGAUGGCUCCAUUGUCAUACACAACCUGGACUAUAGUGACAACGGCACUUUCACCUGUGACGUCAAAAACCCACCAGACAUAGUGGGCAAGACCUCUCAGGUCACGCUCUAUGUCUUUGAAAAAGUGCCUACUCGGUACGGGGUGGUGCUGGGAGCCGUGAUCGGGGGUGUUUUGGGGGUCGUUCUAUUGCUGCUGGUGCUUUUCUACCUGAUUCGGUACUGCUGGCUACGCAGGCAGGCGGCCCUGCAGAGGAGACUCAGUGCCAUGGAGAAGGGGAAAUUGCACAAGUCCGUGAAGGACUCGUCGAAGCGCGGCCGGCAGACACCAGUGCUGUAUGCCAUGCUGGACCACAGCAGAAGCACCAAAGCUGCCAGUGAGAAGAAGACUAAAGGGUUGGGGGAGUCUCGCAAGGAUAAGAAAUAGCGGUUAGCGGGCCGGGCGGGGGGUAAGGGGUCAGGGGCGGAGGCUUCCAAAGGCUCUCAGAUGGUGGUCAUAGAGAUGGAGCUACGAAAGGAUGAGCAGAGCUCGGAGCUCCGGCCUGCUGUCAAGUCCCCCAGCAGAACCAGCCUCAAGAACGCCCUCAAGAACAUGAUGGGCCUGGACUCAGAAAAGUGAUCACCCCACCCCCCACCAAGGCCCUGCCAGAAAAGGGGGACCUAGGCUCCUUUAUCCCCCGUCUAGGUGCUUUCCUCCUUAGCUCCCCAGCCCUGCCCUGCCCUCACUUCCCUUUGAGAUGUAAGUUUCAUUCCAAAAUUCAUUCCCCAGGCACUUCAUAUUCUCCCCCACCUUCACCCCCUGGCUUUCUGGAAGCCCAGGGCUCCAUCCUGCGCUUCACCUGUCCCAGGGACUGUGUGUUUGGUGCCCGUUCCUCUGGCGCUGAGAAGAAAGGGACCUUGCUACGCCCUGCCUCAACUCCAGGCCACCUGAUGUCCCCAUCCCCUGCACCACCUAGCCUGUCCCUCUGAACCUCUUCUCUCUGACCCUCCCUCCCCUCCAUCAGGUGGCCCAGCUCCAGACUCCGCCCUCCCAGCUAACACCCAGGUCACCCAGAUCAGAUUCUCCUUCAGGUUUUAUUUAGGUUGUUAGUUAUUUUUUAUUUUUUAAUCCAUUCUUGUUUGUUUGUUUGUUUGUUUAUCUGAUCUGUGCCCAUGCUCUACUCUCUCCCCAUGACUGAGUACCAAUGACGUCAUGUGGCUUUGGCAAUUCCCCACCCCCCAUUAAAUCCUUAACGGAGAGCCAGCCCAAGCAGAGGGGCCCCUGAUCCUCAAACCUCAGCUACAGGAAUGGUGCCCCCUGACCACUUUGGAGCACUGUUCUGGGACUCAAGGUCACGGGAAAGGAGAGGGAGAGACAAAGGAUCUUCAUAGGUGAGGGGGUUGAGGAGGGGACAAAUGAGCCUUAAGAAAUAGCUUUUAAAUAACCAAAGAAAAAGCAGGAAAAACAAAUGGGAAACAGGGGGGAAAGGGAAGAGGCUGCACUCCUAGCCACAGGGGAUUCUUAGGAUUUUUCUACAUUCUGUAUAUUUCUUCUCAAACCCCCAAAUCUCCUUAAAUGUUUAAUAAACACUGACAUUUCCAGAA
Physeter macrocephalus (sperm whale) is the source of this 2255-nucleotide messenger RNA. RefSeq names its product myelin protein zero (gene MPZ). Gene Ontology annotation, biological process: myelination. The record is from RefSeq and is a predicted model, not a curated record. NCBI's taxonomy places the organism in Eukaryota, Metazoa, Chordata, Mammalia, Artiodactyla, Physeteridae. Gene Ontology annotation, cellular component: plasma membrane.